Daucus carota subsp. sativus is the source of this 2509-nucleotide messenger RNA. Its product is annotated as phosphoinositide phospholipase C 6. The transcript has 13 exons. Gene Ontology annotation, molecular function: phosphatidylinositol-4,5-bisphosphate phospholipase C activity. The record is from RefSeq and is a predicted model, not a curated record. The coding region runs from base 227 to 2509 and encodes 760 amino acids. Gene Ontology annotation, biological process: lipid metabolic process; release of sequestered calcium ion into cytosol; phosphatidylinositol-mediated signaling. Lineage: Eukaryota; Viridiplantae; Streptophyta; Magnoliopsida; Apiales; Apiaceae.
CUAGCCCCUGAAAAACAAGUGAUUUUCUCAUAAAUAAUUUCAGUCAUGUUCUGUUUUUAAAAAUUAGUAGAUACUUCCAUUUGAGCCGAUGUUGGUUUUGAAUAAUCCUUGAAAAAUUGUUAUUUGAUUUUCGGAAAUGGUUCCGCCACUGAUUUUACGUUUACACGAAUAAGUGCAUAGGUAGAGAAAGCUUGGAAGUUAUAAGGGUUAGGGAUCAUCCAACAAUAUGGGUAGCUACAAUUACUACAAGAUGUUUGGAUACUUUAACCGCAAGUUUGAGAUGAAAGACAAUGGCCCGCCUUCUGAUGUCAUCCAAGCUUUCUCUGCUUACACCGGAGAUGCCUCCCAAAUGUCUGCAGAUCAACUUCUCCGCUUUCUUGUUGAAUUUCAGGGUGAAGUGGGGUCUACAUUGUCAAUGGCACAGGACUUGAUGCACCAGGUUUUGCAGAGGAGGAAUCACCUGAAUAAGUACACUCGAAAUGAUUUGUCAUUAGAUGAUUUCUACUAUUUUCUCUUCCAGGAUGAUCUUAAUCCCCCCAUAAGUUUACAGGUACACCAUGAUAUGACUGCUCCAUUGCAACAUUAUUUCAUAUAUACAGGUCACAAUUCUUACCUAACUGGGAACCAGUUAAGCAGUGAUUGUAGUGAAAUUCCUAUUAUCAAUGCUCUGGAACGAGGAGUGAGGGGAAUAGAACUUGAUUUAUGGCCAAAUUCAGCAAAGGAUAAAGUUCAUGUUCUCCAUGGAAGGACUCUGACAACUCCUGUGAGGCUUGACAAAUGCUUCCAGUCCAUCAGGCAGUAUGCAUUUGUUAAAUCUCCUUAUCCUGUCAUAGUAACUUUAGAGGACCACUUAACACCAAGCCUUCGGGAAAUGGUUGCAGAGAUGGCGAUCCAAAUAUUUGGAGAACUUCUCUAUUACCCUGAACCUGGGGUUUUUGAUGCACUUCCUUCACCUGAUGCACUAAAACAUCAGAUUGUUCUUUCUACGAAACCACCUAAAGAAUACCUUGAUUCAAUAAAACCAGCUAAAGAAAGCCUUGAAAUCAAAGAUGAAGCAGAAAUUGAUCAGGGGAACAACAGCAAUCAGGAUGGAGAUGAGGCUGUAAACGAUAACACAGGAUUCCAGAAAAGUAACAGUGAUACGGAUGAUGAAGAGCGUGGUUCAGACAGCCACAGAUCUUCCAAACAACUUGGACAAGGGUUUAAGCGUUCGAAUGCUAUCCAUUCAGCUGCCCUUAAGGUUGAACCACCUAAUGACCUUGCUGAAGGCUGCAGUAUAGACACUGACUUAUCUAGCCAGCUUGGGGAAAGUGAUGAGCAUGCUGGACUUACAAAAAAUUCUGAAGACUCUAGUCUGGAUAACUGUAACCAAAACCACUUUGGUCCAGCUGAUGAACUUGGCAAAGACCCCAGUUUAAAUAUCCAAAUAUCUGUCCAGGUUGAAGAAUCUGAUGAAUGCACUGAAAAUCACAAUGUAGAAAAUAGCAAAUCUAGUCCGCUCGGAACACCAGAAUACCAGCGUCUAUUAGCAUUCCAAACUACUGAUGUCAAGGAUGCUGAAGAUCUUGAUGUCUCCACCAAUAGAUCUAAGACUGGAACUCUUGAACAAAAGCGUCUCGCGUCGCUUCUUCAUGGUUAUGAAUGGCAGGACGAUGAGGAUGAAGCUGAUGAAGAUGAGGAUGUCAACAAGACUCAAAUGAAACCAUCAAGAUAUAAGCGGUUGAUUGCAAUUCAUGCUGAGAAACCGAAGUAUGGAUUAAUGAAGACUAUUCUUGCAGAAAACGAUAAAGUUAAGCGUGUUAGUUUGAGUGAACAAGAACUUGCAAAGGGAGCUGAAUUAUACGGAACUGACAUUGUAAGGUUCACGCAGAAGAAUUUAGUGAGAGUAUAUCCAAAAGGAACACGGGUGACCUCCUCAAAUUUUGAACCACUUACGGGAUGGAUGGUUGGAGCGCAGAUGGUUGCCUUUAAUAUGCAGGGUUAUGGAACAUCACUUUGGUUAAUGCAUGGAAUGUUUAGAGGCAAUGGUGGUUGUGGUUAUGUUAAGAAACCCGAGAUUCUUAUGAAGAAAGCUCCGCAUGAAGUAUUUGAUCCCAGAGCAUCAUUGCCAGAGAAGAAAACAUUAAAGGUGAAACUAUACUUGGGGGAUGGAUGGCGUUUGGAUUUUAGCCACACACAUUUUGAUGCUUACUCGCCACCAGAUUUUUACACAAAGAUUUAUAUCGUUGGAGCACCAGCAGACUUUGCGAAGACUAGAACCAAGAUUAUUGAGGAUGACUGGAGUCCUAGUUGGGAUGAAGAGUUCGUGUUUCCAUUGAAAGUCCCAGAGCUGGCAUUGCUUCGGAUCGAGGUACGAGAAUAUGAUAUUUCAGACAGGGACGAUUUCGGAGGGCAGACAUGUUUGCCUGUCUCAGAAUUGAGACCUGGGAUUCGAGCAGUCCCUCUCUAUGACAAGAAGGGUGGGAAAUAUAGAUCUGUAAAGCUCCUUAUGCGAUUUCAGUUUGAAUAA